AGGGUCAAAUCACCGCGGCUAGCGCCUGGCGCUAAGAUAGAGUUUGACCAUCGGCAGCAGCUACAACCUCGUUCCGCCGUCCCCUCGGCGUUGACGGGGGCUGCGCACGAAGCACGCGCCCCCCGCGACUCGCUCGCUGUCUCUUCCACGCACGUUUACCACGCAUCGCACGCAGAGAGAGAUGGCCAUACAAAUACGCUCCUUCGCAGGCUCAAUCCAUCACCUCGCAGCACGAUACCCAGACGUGCGAAUCCAAUUACGGAGUACUACCAUCGCCCAUUCUCCCGGACAUUUUCUUCUGCGAGAAGAAGGAGAAACCGAUCGAUAUGGAUGCCAACGUGGCGAAGCAGCUCCGGCGGCUCCGGACGCUCGGCCGCGGCGCGUCCGGCGCCGUCGUCUGGCUCGCCUCCGACGACGCGUCCGGCGAGCUGCUGGCGGUCAAGUCGGGCUCGGCGGCCCGGCUGCAGCGCGAGGGCCGCGUCCUGGCCGGGCUCUGCUCCCCGCACAUCGUCCCGUGCCUCGGCUCCCGCGCCGCGCCGGGCGGCGAGUACCAGCUUUUCCUCGAGUUCGCGCCGCGGGGCUCGCUCGCGGACGAGGCCGCCAGGAGCACCGGGGGCCGCCUCGCGGAGCGCGCCAUCCAGGGGUACGCGGCGGACGUGGCGAGGGGCCUAGCCUACCUCCACGGGAACUCCCUGGUCCACGGGGACGUCAAGGCGAGGAACGUCAUGGUCGGCGCCGACGGGCGAGCCAAGCUCGCGGACUUCGGCUGCGCGAGGUCGACGACGGCAACGGACUCCGGUCGCCCGAUCGGCGGCACCCCGGCGUUCAUGGCGCCCGAGGUGGCGCGCGGGGAGGAGCAAGGGCCCGCGGCCGAUGUCUGGGCGCUGGGAUGCACCGUCGUCGAGAUGGCCACCGGCCGCGCCCCGUGGAGCGACAUGGACGACGUCUUCGCGGCGGUCCACCGGAUCGGGUACACGGACGCCGUGCCUGAGCUUCCCGGGUGGCUGUCGCCGGAUGCCAAGGACUUCUUGGGCAAGUGCCUGGCGAGAAACCCUCGCCACCGGCCCACCGCCGCGCAGCUGCUGGAGCACCCGUUCCUUGUGUCCGCCUGCCGCGACGUCGUCGAAGCAGAGCCGGCGAAGCAGGACUGGGUGUCACCCAAGAGUACACUCAACGCGGAAUUCUGGGAGUCGGACGAGGAAGAUGAAACAGAGGAUAUGCUGAGAAGCGCGACCGAAAGGAUCGGCUCAUUGGCCAGCCCUUGCGCGGCCUUGCCAGACUGGGAUUUCGAGGAUGGCUGGAUCGAGGUGCACAGCGAACGCUCUGAAGCUUCUACAGCAACAACGACGGCCACGGUGAUAGCCGGCGCAGAUUUCGGUCCUUGGAGUGAAGCAUUGGAAGCGGAGGUUGAUGUCCAGUCAGUUGAUGUGGACGCUGUGCCAACUGUACAAGGAGCACUUGAUUUCGUUGAGUACGAUAGAUAUCUGGGUGUCCUUGUGGCUAGGGGCAAACAAUUGUGCCUCCUACCUUGUCACAGAAGGCAAUUUGUAAAUUUCGUCAGUCAUUGUGAUGGACAAAGAACAAUAAAAUUUGAUUUUGCACAAAUUUUGUCCUUUCCUGAACUUCCUUUCGCAUGCUGUUUACAUUUCAACACCCAUUCUUUUUUUGCAGGUAAAAAACCUUAUAUUAAUCAUUUGGACAAUUACAAUCACGACGCAGGGCGUCAGCUAAGAAAUCAGGUUUUUGACCCAGCCAGCAAACAGAGCGGCUUUGAAUUCUAGCAAAAUUAGCUAAGCAGUCACUAACACAAUUUUGGUCCCUCGAGCAUUUUUGGAAUUUGACGCCCGGCCGUUGGCGGCUAAGCUGUUGAGCAGACUUGAUUCGAUUCCUAUGCAA
This is a messenger RNA of Brachypodium distachyon (stiff brome), 1896 nucleotides long. RefSeq names its product mitogen-activated protein kinase kinase kinase 17. The record is from RefSeq and is a predicted model, not a curated record. Gene Ontology annotation, biological process: protein phosphorylation. NCBI's taxonomy places the organism in Eukaryota, Viridiplantae, Streptophyta, Magnoliopsida, Poales, Poaceae. Gene Ontology annotation, molecular function: protein kinase activity; ATP binding. The transcript has a single exon. Bases 327 to 1781 code for a protein of 484 amino acids.